GCGCACGCACUCGCCGGCACGUAUUAUUAUACAUUUGUUCGGCGGCCGGCCCCACCUCCUUCCAGGCCCCACCACCGACGUAUACAAGUAUACGUGUUUGGUGGGUGUGUGCGUUAGGUGUGUGUGUGUGUGUGUGUGUCCGUCGACCGGGACCGUGACCGGGGCCGGCGGGGCACCACACUCUCGCUCGGUCGGUUUAACGACGGCAGCAGUUUGCCGCGAUCAGCCUUGCCCGAACGAACAAUAUAUAUGCCGCGCGUACACAUAAUACAUUAUAUACCUGCGAGCAAAUAACACACACGCACGCACACAAACACAUAAUAAUAAUAUCAUGUCGUUAUUUUGUACGGUGCAUCACGUAGGUAUAUAAUAUAUUAGCCGUGAAACAUAUAUAUAUAUAACGGUCCGUUGAUUGUUACCGUGUCCGCGAUAGUCAAAGACGCGCGCGAAUUCACCGCCGCCGGUACAUCGUUGCAGUGUUUGUGAACCGCGCGCCGAGAGUAUACCGCACCGUUUGCGCGAGACAUCGGUACACAUACGCACGGUUCGAAGUGACAGCAGAGCUACCGCCGCAGCCAGGAAACCACCGUCGGAUCAGAGACACGGACCACCGCGACGGGAAGUGUUACAAAAUAUUUAUAUACACAUAUUUUAUAUAUGCCGUACACUCGCUGUGGACAAAUAUUAUGUACGAUUGUCCACCGUUACCGUCAUCGCCGCAUUCGCUAGCGCCGCCGUCACCGUUUUCGCCGUCGUCCCCGCCGUCGCGGUCGCUGCUCAUCCACCGUAGCCUCUGAUAUUUUACGUGUUUGCAGCGCGAGUGACAACGUCGUAUACACACGUGAAGUAACGCCGUCCGCACACACCCGCAACCGUCGUCACAUCAUAGGUACAAUAUAAUAAAUUAUUAUUAUACCAAUAAAUAGGUAAAAGUAAAAAACGCCAACUAUGACAAUGCUAUCGUCGCAAAAACUUUUGUACUCCGAUACGGCGACUGCUGCGGCAGCGGCCGCAGCUGCUGCUGCCGCUGCUGUCAACGCGGCGGCCAUGUACGGCGGGAAUUCGUCGACCACCGGCGCCGGCGGUGGUGGCGGACCGUCGUCGACUCCAUCGUUGUGCUCACCGCCUCCGCAGUCACACCACCAACAGCAACAGCAACAGCAACAACAGCAGCAGCAGCAACAGCAACAGCAACAGCAACAGCAGCUUGUGUUCGGGAGCAGUGCCUCAGCCGCAGCUAACAUGCAACAGCAACUGUACGGUGGCAUGAAUUCCGCCGCAACGGCCGCUGCGGCUAUGUACGGCUUGAACGCGUCGGCCGCCGCUGUUGCCGCCGCCGCUGCAGCCGCUGGUGCUGGCGGAGACCCAACCGGCGCCGCAAACGCCGCGGCGCUACAACGGGUUCGCGCCGACAAGACGUACCGCCGGAACUACACGCACGCUAAACCUCCGUACUCGUACAUUUCGCUCAUUACGAUGGCCAUACAAAACUCGCCGGUGAAAAUGCUCACACUUUCGGAAAUUUAUCAAUUUAUCAUGGAUCUGUUUCCUUUCUACCGGCAAAAUCAACAGCGGUGGCAGAACUCCAUCAGGCACUCGCUGUCGUUCAACGACUGUUUUGUUAAAGUGCCUCGGACACCCGACAAACCAGGUAAGGGUUCGUUUUGGACUUUGCACCCAGACUCUGGCAACAUGUUCGAGAAUGGUUGCUACCUACGCCGGCAAAAGCGUUUCAAAGACGACAAAAAAGACGCUUCGUCGAUCCGGCAGCACGGUGACGGUGGUCACCACCAUCAGCACCACGGUGGCCACAAUCACUCAAAAAGUUCGUCGCCCAUGCUACACAGCGGUGGUGGCGGUGGCAGUCAACACCAGCUCAGUGGUCAACAUCAACUAAGUGGUGGCCAUCACCAUCAGCAGCACCAUUUAGACAUGGUGCUGGACAAGAAGCCGUCGUCAUCUGUACCGCCGUCAUCGGCGUCGUCCUCCUCCGUACUCGCCGCUGCUGCUGACCAUCACCACCACUUGCUUCAACUGCAACACCACCAUAAUCAAAAACUAGGUGCUGGUGGUGGCGUGCUCAUGUCAUCAGCCGCUGCGGCAGACUUGGGAUUCGGUGGUGGCAUGCACCAUCAACACCAACAACACCAACAGCAGCAGCAGCACGGCAAACAUCAUUUACUUCUGCACCACCACCAUACGCACGAUCACCAAAAUAGCCACAACAACGGUAAUCACCAUGACAGUGACCACGAUCACGUGCACCACAUGCACCAUCACUUACAACAACACGGUGGUGGCGACGAUGACUCGUCAUCGUCCAUGUUGGUUGGGUCGUUGCUGCAACAUCACCAACACCAGCAACAACAACACCAGCAGCAGCAGCAUCACCACCAGCAGCAGCAACACCAUCAGCAGCAGCACAGCCCGGUGGACAUUUACGCCGCGGCUGCGGCCGCCGCACAUCACAAUCACCAACAACAACAGCAGCACCAGCAGCAGCAGCAGCAGCAUCAUAGCCACCAUCAGCAACUGCAACUGCAACAGCACCUCAAGUCUUCUGCAGCAGCGGCUGCCGCGGCCGCAGCUGCUGCCGAAUUUGCCGCAUCCAACCAUCCAUUUUCAAUUACGCGACUGUUGCCGCCACCGCCAACGGCCUCAGCUGCUGCUGCUGCAUCAGCGUCCGACAAACCGUCGUCAGCCGCAUCCGUGGCCGCAGCCACUGCAUCGUCCGCGACGGCCGCCUCCGCCGCCGAGAAAAUGUACGAAAUGGCAGCGGCUUCGCAGUACGGUACCACGGCCGGGUAUAACGAUUACUACCACCCACACGCGCACCCACAUCAUCCACAUCACCACGGGCACCCACAUCCACACCACCAGCAGGCGUCGCUUUAUCACGCGGCCGCGGCUGCUGCAGCAGCUGCCGCCGCCGCAGCAGCUUCCGGUGGACCGCAAUCGUCAGCGUCGUCCGUGUCUGGCGCUGCCGCCGCUGCCGGAUCGUCGUCGCCGUUGUGACAUCACCAUCACCAUCAGCAGCUCCAGCAGCACCACCAGCACCAAUAUCCGCCACUUGUUUGAAGGCAGCGUGGUCACUGGUGGGCCUGCGGCAACAACAGCGGCAUCAGCAAUAGUAAUUAUAUUGCAGACACGUUUUGCGUUAAUUUUUUCUUCGAUAAUUUCCAAGUGUCUGUCACGCGUGCAUGCGUGACCGCGGUACGCAACGAAUGCGUAAUUUUUAUUUUAUUUUUCUCUAGUAAUCUCUCGAGUACCUUCUACCUAUAAACUAUUAUAUUAUACUCAAAUGUGUUUGAUACCGUCAUGUUUCGUUUUUAGAUUUAUUAUUAUUAUUAUUAUUAUUAUUAUUAUUAUAUUAUUAUUAUUAUUAUUAUUAUUAUUAUUAUACGUGUGUGUGUACAGUAUAUAUUUUAUGUUAGUGUGUACGCGUUUAAAAAUUUACAAAACGACCUUUUAUGUUUAUCUAUAAUAUAUAUAAAAAUUAAUUUAUACAAAAUAGUUAUGCGAUGCGAUGCAAAAAUUGUUGUGUAUGUAGUUGCGCCCCCCCCCCCCCCCCAUAUAUAUAUGCAUAUAAUAUAUUUUAUAGGUAUUUAUAUAUUUUAUACGCAUGAAAGUAUAACAUAUGUGAAUAUUGUGAAUUAUAUGUACCUAUAUUUGUAAACCUAGUAGUAAGCUGUACUAUUGUGUAUAUAUUGGACGCUCGAUGCGUGCCAAUAUAUACAUUAUAUAUAGGUGCGUCGAGCGACAUACGACCGUCUUCGCCGCUUGACCAUAUAGUAUGUUAAAAUAAUUAUAGAUUUAAUAUAUAAUAUAUUAUAAAAUGUACGUUGAAAAUGGGAGUUUUUUUAUAUUACUAUUUUUUGUCGUCGUCUCGUGCGCGGCGACGGCGGCGUUGGUCGGGUUUUAAACGACGCCGCCGCCGCCGCCACCGCACUAUACUAUAUUAUAUUAUACGCGUACGCACAGCAAACUGUUGUACUUUAAGUAUUUUUUUUAUAUACAUAUAUAUAUAUAUAUAUACAACAAUACAAUAUUAUACUUAUACAUACAAAUACAAUAAUACGAUAUAUGUACGUGUAUAUUUUGUAAUGUGACUUUGUCGCAUUGCGGUCGUGUCCUAUACAUAUACCGUGUACCUAUAUUUUACCUAAAUAAUAUGUAUAUAUUUAUAUUAUGUGUAUAUUAUAUUUAUAAAUAUUUAUCAUGUGUACGGUUUUAAGUAAAAUAAAUUCAAUUCGAUAUUACAACAUAUAAAAAAUUGUACAAACGUGCUUUUUUAC
Metopolophium dirhodum (rose-grain aphid) is the source of this 4295-nucleotide messenger RNA. Its product is annotated as fork head domain-containing protein crocodile-like. The transcript has a single exon. Bases 949 to 3015 code for a protein of 688 amino acids. Lineage: Eukaryota; Metazoa; Arthropoda; Insecta; Hemiptera; Aphididae. Gene Ontology annotation, biological process: anatomical structure morphogenesis; regulation of transcription by RNA polymerase II; cell differentiation. Gene Ontology annotation, molecular function: transcription factor binding; DNA-binding transcription factor activity, RNA polymerase II-specific; RNA polymerase II cis-regulatory region sequence-specific DNA binding. The record is from RefSeq and is a predicted model, not a curated record.